Messenger RNA from Musa acuminata AAA Group (dessert banana), 2829 nucleotides. RefSeq lists its product as uncharacterized. Gene Ontology annotation, molecular function: mRNA binding. The record is from RefSeq and is a predicted model, not a curated record. Gene Ontology annotation, cellular component: mRNA cleavage and polyadenylation specificity factor complex. Bases 94 to 1998 code for a protein of 634 amino acids. Gene Ontology annotation, biological process: mRNA alternative polyadenylation. The transcript is spliced from 3 exons. Lineage: Eukaryota; Viridiplantae; Streptophyta; Magnoliopsida; Zingiberales; Musaceae.
UCUCUUUUUCCUGCCUUUGGUAAGCACUCGAAGAUUAGGGUUUUGUUGCUGCAUUCGGGUUGGAAAACCUAGCCGGAGAUAUUCUUUCCACCAAUGGAGCACGGUGGCGAUGGCCACGGCGGAGGCGCCGGAGGUGGAGGGUUCCACCGCAACGAGGCGAUAUCGGCCGUCCAGGACGAGGAGCAGUUCUACGGGGAGGACGACGACUACGACGACCUCUACAGCGACGUCAACGUUGGCGACGGGUUCCACCAGAACUUCCAGGGUGGCGAUGACGCGGAGGGUUUUCAGGCCGGGGACGAGCGGCGGAGCGAACCCCAACCGCCGCCGCCCCCACCGUUGCCUAUACCGGCGCCGCAGCAGCCGGUGGCGGAGACGUCCGAGAGGGUCCAGAUCCCGGGCAUCGCCGGGGAGCCGAAGAUCGAGCGGGUUGCUGAUAGAUCCGCCGGUUUCCAGGACCCGGGGUUCAGGGGAGGCGCCGAGCCUAUGGUUGGGGUCAGACAGGCGGCACCGCUACCUCCACCGCCGAUGCCGGUGGUGACGGGUGCAGGUAGGACUGACCUAGGCCAGGCUUCCGGUAGUUUUAGCCAGAUCCAGAGCAAUAAUCGGAACAAUAGCUUCCCAAAUGAGGGCUUUCAGAGACAAGGAGGUGGCUUUGGGAACGAGGGUUUCCAGAGGCAAGGAGGUGGUGGAAGCGUAGUUGUACCUGCAGGUAACGCAAAUGGUGGAGGGGACGCAGGUGGCGGUGGCGGAGCUGGAGCAGGGGUUGGUGGGACUACACUUUUCGUUGGUGAACUCCAUUGGUGGACGACUGAUGCAGAUCUUGAAGAAGAACUCUGCAAAUAUGGGCAGGUAAAAGAAGUGAAAUUUUUUGAUGAGAGGGCGAGCGGAAAAUCAAAAGGAUACUGUCAGGUCGACUUCUAUGAUUCAAUGGCUGCAUCAGCCUGCAUGGACGGUAUGAACGGGCAUAUUUUCAAUGGAAGACCUUGCGUUGUUGCUUUGGCUUCACCGUACACUGUUCGGCGAAUGGGUGAGAACCAAGUGAACAAGAACCAGCAGGCAAUGGGCCAGUCCCAGCCGCCAGCAGCUGCACAGAAGGGUAGGGGAGGUAGCGGGUCUUCAGCUGGUGGCAAUUUUGGACGUGGAGGAGGUGUUGGCGGUGGCAGUGGUGGAAAUUGGGGAAAAGGUGGUGGAAUGGGGAACCGAGGGCAAAUGGGUAAUAUGAGGAACAGAAUGGGUCCCCUCGGUGGAAGGGGUAUCAUGGGCAAUGGUGGGAUGGUUGCCCCACCACCACCUGUGUUGCAUCCUGGAGCUAUGCUCGGUCAAGGGUUUGAUCCCAUGGGCUAUGGAGCAGCAAUGGGUAGAAUGGGUGCUGGCUUUGGAGGCUUCCCUGCAGGUGCUGCUGGUGCUCCUUUUCCUGGAAUGAUGCCUUCGUUCCCACCUGUUGUGGCUCCACAUGUCAAUCCAGCUUUUUUUGGGAGGGGACUGGCACCUGGUGGCGUUGGUAUGUGGUCUGAUCCGAACAUGGGUGGAUGGGGAGGUGAAGAUCAGUCAAGCUAUGGGGAGGAUGCUACCUCAGAUCAGCAGUAUGGAGAAGGGAGCCAUGGGAAGGAUAGGAUGGCUGAGAGGGAUCGUUAUGGUGCUCCAGAGAGAAGACAUGAAAAGGAGAAAGAUAUGGGUUCUGGACAGGAGUGGCCAGAGAGAAGACACCGUGAUGAGAAGGAGAGAGAGACAGGGAGAGAUAAGGAACCGGGCCGGGAGAGGGACAGAGAGCGUGAAAGGGAGAGGGACAGGGAAAGAGACAGGGAAAGGGAGCGGGAACUUGAUCGUGAACGUGACAGGUAUCGAGAUGACAGAGACAGACAUGGUGAUCACUAUAGACACAGGGAUCGUGAGCCAGAGCGUGAUGAUGACUGGGCUAGAGGAAGAUCAUCUAGGCCUCGCAGCAAGUCACACGAGGUUGAACAUUCAAAGAGGCGUCGGCCAUCACAUGAAUGAUUUAGGUCCUUUGCAGCUUUCUCAAAACAGGAAGAUGUUAUCAAGAUGAAUCAUAUGUUUCAGUAGCUGCUUUUACUUCAAGUUCAAGAUACUUCUGGUUGAGAAUUCCUGCAAGGGCCCUGCUUAGUCAUCUGACUGAAGAAAGUUUGGGUUCCUGGUGCCAUCUAGAAUGGAAGUCCCGUUUCACUCUUUUUCAGCCUUGGGUUCGAGCAAAUAGCUAGAAGAUGAUCGUAUCAUUUAAGGUACAGUUUUGGCGACUCUUCCUCCUGCUACCGCUGAUCCUCCAAGCAUCAAUCUAGACUCACAUCCUUGGUGCAUUAUGUUAAAAUUAAAAAUGAACUUCUUGAUGAGCAGCUUUGAAAUGAUGUUUGGGACUUUAGUAGUGUGAUUAUUCUCCUGAGAAAACUUUUAGCUAAGAUACUCAUCAAUUAUGCUCUACAAUCAGUCAUGGAAAUGUUGUCAUGUUUUUUAUCAUGGUGUCAAAGCUGCAUACAGACGGUAAUGCAGGUUUACCGAAAACUGAUAAACGGGCCACAGCCUGUUGGCUCGUAGCGCUGGUCAAGGCACCACGACCCACGGGAAUGAAAUGUUUGAUUUGAUUGUUAUUAAUCACUGUUUUGUUGUCUUUUUCCUGUUGUAGGGUGAUUCCCAAGUCAUUGCAUAUAUAUGUGUCAGCUAUAUUUUUUGUUCUUGUUGUAACUGCUUGGUAGGUUAGGCCAUACCCGAGUCAAUUUCUUAGACUUGGCACUGAUUGGAGGAUUUUGAAACAAUUUCCUCCAUUGUACAUUUGUUCUCAUGCCAUAAUGAAAUGCUGAUUCCUCUUUUCCAAAA